This is a messenger RNA of Octodon degus (degu), 6197 nucleotides long. It is a transcript of the gene Pcf11, whose product is annotated as PCF11 cleavage and polyadenylation factor subunit. The coding region runs from base 661 to 5313 and encodes 1550 amino acids. Lineage: Eukaryota; Metazoa; Chordata; Mammalia; Rodentia; Octodontidae. The transcript is spliced from 16 exons. The record is from RefSeq and is a predicted model, not a curated record. Gene Ontology annotation, biological process: termination of RNA polymerase II transcription. Gene Ontology annotation, cellular component: cytoplasm; mRNA cleavage factor complex. Gene Ontology annotation, molecular function: RNA polymerase II complex binding; mRNA binding.
CGCAGAGGGCGGGACGAAAAGGAAACGGCCGAGCUCGCUUCUUCAACUGCUUGGAUUGGUCCGCGAACGGCUCUCGUCAGCCCUAUUGGCUUCCCUGAGUGGGUUGUUAUGGUAACAAAUGACCGAACAGUCCCCCUUAUGAAUCCACCAAUCAGAAGCGUCGUCUUUUACGCCACGCCUCAGUGCCGUAGGGGUUGCAAAAGCCCCGGUAGGGGCUGGAGAAGAAGGCGGUGCCAGGACGUCCAGCGGAAGGGAGGGGGUGGGGCUCGUGACGUAACAGGAGCAGCCAAUCAGGCCCGGUUUCAUCAACGGCCCCGCCCCGUUACCGCACAUCUCCCCUCCCCUAGUUCAUUUCGCACGACGCAGCGGUUGGAAACACAGACAUUUUCGGAGCGGGAGUCUUCGCAGCCGCCGCCAUUUUGUGUCUGGAGAAAGAAGCUUCAGUGGCGGCUGGAAGUGGACAGAGAUCACCCGUGAGACGGCGGCGUUUCAUACCCGUGGUUUCCCCUGUGUCGUCCCCCAAGCCCCCUCCGCGGUCAGCAUGUGGUGAAGCCGGAGCCGCGGGAGACGCAGGGGAGGAAGCGCAGUCGGCGGGGAGGCGGGGUGUCGAGCGCGGCUUCAGCUCCAGCUGCGGCGGACCUCGGAGGGGGCCGCGGCGCAAUGUCAGAGCAGACGCCGGCCGAGGCCGGUGCUGCCGGGGCCCGGGAGGACGCCUGUCGGGAUUACCAGUCGUCGCUGGAAGACCUGACCUUCAAUAGCAAACCGCACAUCAAUAUGCUGACCAUUCUAGCCGAGGAGAACCUGCCCUUCGCCAAGGAGAUCGUCUCUCUCAUCGAGGCCCAAACCGCCAAGGCUCCUUCCUCAGAGAAACUUCCGGUUAUGUACCUUAUGGAUUCCAUUGUGAAAAACGUUGGACGAGAGUAUCUCACUGCCUUUACUAAAAAUCUAGUUGCAACAUUUAUUUGUGUGUUUGAAAAGGUGGAUGAAAAUACUAGAAAAAGUUUAUUUAAAUUACGUUCUACAUGGGAUGAAAUAUUCCCUUUGAAGAAACUUUAUGCCCUGGAUGUCAGAGUCAAUUCGUUAGACCCUGCUUGGCCUAUUAAACCUCUACCCCCCAAUGUGAAUACGUCUAGCAUCCAUGUGAAUCCCAAAUUUUUAAAUAAGUCGCCUGAGGAGCCUUCAACACCUGGCACAGUGGUCAGUUCCCCCAGCAUCUCCACUCCCCCAAUUGUUCCCGAUAUACAGAAGAAUCUUACCCAAGAACAGCUAAUAAGGCAGCAGUUACUGGCAAAACAGAAACAGUUGUUAGAACUUCAGCAGAAAAAGCUGGAGUUGGAGCUAGAGCAAGCUAAGGCACAACUGGCUGUUUCUCUUGGUGUUCAGCCUGAGACCUCCAGCUUGGGUCCUGGAUCUGCACCAUCCAAAUUAACGCAGAUUCCUGCUAUGGCAGUUAAAGCUCCCCAUCAAGUUCCUGUUCCGCCUGAGAAAAACCGCCCAGGUCCAUCUUUACAGAUUCAGGAUUUGAAAGGAACUAAUCGAGAUCCCCGUCUUAACAGGAUGAGCCAACAUUCUUCUCAUGGAAAAGAUCAAAGUCACAGAAAAGAAUUUCUAAUGAACACGUUGAAUCAGUCUGAUAUUAAGACAAGUAAAGCUGCUCCCUCUGAAAAGCUAAACUCAUCCAAGCAAGAAAAAAGUAAAUCCGGUGAAAAAGUAAUCAAGAAAGAAUUUGACCAAUUAGAUUCUAAAUCUAAAUCUAAAUCUAAAUCUCCAUCACCUUUGAAAAACAAAUUGUCCCACACAAAGGACUUGAAAGGUCAAGAAUCUGAGAGUGUGAGGUUGUCUGAUAUGAACAAGAGAGAUCCAAGACUGAAAAAACAUCUUCAGGAUAAGACUGAUGGUAAAGAUGAGGACAUAAAAGAAAAGAGAAAAACUGCAGAAAAAAAGGAUAAAGAUGAGCACAUGAAGUCCUCUGAGCACAGACUGAUUGGAAGUAGAAAUAAAAUCAUAAAUGGUGUUGUGCAAAAGCAGGAUACAAUAACAGAAGAAUCGGAGAAGCAGGGAACAAAACCUGGGAGAUCAAGCACUAGAAAACGUUCAAGGUCGAGAUCACCCAAGUCUCGGUCACCAAUUAUACAUUCCCCAAAGCGGAGAGAUAGGCGGUCACCCAAACGCAGGCAGAGAAGUCUGUCUCCAACUUUGAUACCCAAAGCUGGGAAGAUGCGCCAAUCAGGAAUUAAACAGUCACAUAUGGAAGAGUUUACACCGCCUUCCAGGGAAGAAAGAAACGCGAAGAGAAGCACUAAACAGGAUAUGCGAGAUCCAAGACGAAUGAAAAAGGUGGAAGAGGAACGACCACUAGAGAGUGCAAAUCAGCAUUCUGUGAAAUCAGGCACUGAACCAAAGGAGAACAUAGAAAAUUGGCCAAGUUCUAAGUCCACCAAAAGAUGGAAAUCUGGUUGGGAAGAAAAUAAAAGUUUACAGCAGGGGGACGAGCAUAGUAAAUCGCCUCACCUCAGGCAUAGGGACAGCUGGUCAAGCGCCAAAGGAAUCUUGUCACCUCGGGCCCCCAAGCAGCAGCAUCGGCUCAGUGUAGAUGCCAACCUGCAGAUUCCGAAAGAGUUGACAGUUGCAAGCAAAAGAGAGUUACUUCAAAAGGCGAGCGAGCGUCUAGCGUCCGGCGAGAUCACACAGGAUGAGUUCCUGGUGGUUGUGCAUCAAAUUCGCCAGCUAUUUCAGUACCAAGAAGGUGUAAGAGAAGAGCAGAGAUCUCCGUUCAAUGAUCGCUUUCCACUUAAGCGACCUAGAUAUGAAGAUUCAGAUAAACCAUUUGUAGAUAGCCCAGCAUCAAGAUUUGCUGGCCUUGAUACAAAUCAACGACUUACGGCUUUGGCUGAAGACAGACCAUUAUUUGAUGGGCCUAGUAGGCCGUCGGUGUCAAGAGAGGGCCCAGCCAAGAUGAUUUUUGAAGGACCUAAUAAAUUAAGCCCCAGAAUUGAUGGACCUCCUACACCAGGUUCUCUUCGGUUUGAUGGGUCACCUGGCCAGAUGGGGGGAGGAGGCCCUCUGAGGUUUGAAGGACCACAAGGUCAGCUAGGAGGCGGGUGUCCUAUGCGAUUUGAAGGUCCUCCAGGACCAGUAGGAACGCCUCUGCGUUUUGAGGGACCAAUUGGUCAAGCAGGAGGUGGUUUUCGGUUUGAAGGUUCUCCUGGUAUGAGGUUUGAGGGAUCUGCAGGUGGUUUGCGAUUUGAAGGACCAGGGGGUCAGCCUGUUGGUGGUCUCAGGUUUGAAGGACAUCGUGGUCAACCUGUGGGUGGUCUGAGGUUUGAGGGACCUCAUGGUCAGCCUGUGGGCGGUCUUAGAUUUGAUAAUCCCCGUGGUCAGCCUGUAGGUGCUCUUAGAUUUGAGGGAGGUCAUGGUCCAUCAGGGGCUGCAAUUAGGUUUGAUGGACCUCAUGGUCAACCAGGAGGUGGGAUCAGAUUUGAGGGACCUUUGCUACAGCAAGGAGUUGGGAUGAGGUUUGAGGGCCCUCAUGGUCAGUCAGUAGGUGGUCUGAGAUUUGAAGGACAACAUAAUCAGCUUGGUGGGAACCUGAGGUUUGAGGGUCCCCAUGGCCAGCCAGGUGUUGGCAUCAGGUUUGAAGGACCUCUGGUACAACAAGGAGGUGGAAUGAGGUUUGAGGGGCCAGUACCAGGAGGCGGCCUGAGAAUUGAAGGGCCUCUGGGUCAAGGUGGUCCAAGAUUUGAAGGGUGCCAUGCUUUAAGGUUUGAUGGGCAGCCAGGUCAGCCGUCACUCUUGCCAAGAUUUGAUGGGUUACAUGGCCAGCCUGGUCCUAGAUUUGAAAGAACUGGUCAACCAGGCCCUCAGAGGUUUGAUGGACCUCCUGGACAGCAAGUUCAGCCAAGAUUUGAUGGUAUACCUCAAAGAUUUGAUGGUCCACAACACCAGCAAGCAUCAAGGUUUGAUAUUCCUCUUGGUCUACAAGGCACACGAUUUGACAAUCAUCCUUCACAGAGGCUUGAGUCAGCCCCUUUUAAUCAGACUGGUCCAUACAAUGAGUCACCUGGCAGUGCUUUUAAUACCCCGACCCAAGGACUGCAGUUCCAGAGACAUGAACAAAUAUUUGAUUCACCUCAAGGACCAAAUUUUAAUGGACCACAUGGCCCUGGGAACCAGAAUUUCUCAAAUCCUCUUAACAGAGCUUCUGGACACUAUUUUGAUGAAAAGAAUCUUCAGAGUUCUCAAUUUGGAAACUUUGGCAAUUUACCUGCUCCAAUGUCAGUUGGAAAUAUUCAAGCAUCUCAGCAGGUUCUGACGGGUGUUGCUCAGCCAGUAGCAUUUGGCCAAGGACAACAGUUUUUACCAGUUCAUCCACAAAAUCCUGGAGCAUUUGUUCAGAAUCCUUCAGGUGCUCUUCCUAAGGCAUAUCCUGAUAAUCAUCUCAGUCAGGUUGAUGUAAAUGAAUUGUUUUCAAAACUGCUGAAAACAGGAAUUCUCAAAUUAUCCCAGCCUGAUUCUGCCACAACACAAGUAAAUGAAGUUGCUGCUCAGCCUCCCCCUGAAGAGGAGGAAGAUCAGAAUGAAGAUCAGGAUGUUCCAGAUCUUACUAAUUUUACAAUUGAAGAAUUAAAACAACGUUAUGACAGUGUUAUAAACCGGCUGUACACUGGUAUUCAGUGUUACUCUUGUGGAAUGAGGUUUACAACGUCACAGACAGAUGUAUAUGCAGAUCACUUGGACUGGCAUUAUCGACAAAACAGAACUGAGAAAGAUGUUAGCAGAAAAGUCACUCAUAGACGCUGGUACUACAGUUUAACCGACUGGAUAGAAUUUGAGGAGAUAGCUGACCUGGAAGAACGUGCAAAGAGCCAGUUUUUUGAAAAGGCACACGAAGAAGUUGUGCUCAAAACUCAGGAGGCUGCUAAAGAAAAGGAGUUCCAGAGUGUACCUGCUGGCCCAGCUGGGGCAGUUGAGAGUUGUGAAAUUUGCCAAGAACAAUUUGAACAGUACUGGGAUGAAGAAGAGGAGGAAUGGCACUUAAAAAAUGCUAUUAGAGUGGACGGCAAGAUUUAUCAUCCAUCAUGUUAUGAAGAUUAUCAAAACACAUCUUCAUUUGAGUGUACACCAUCUCCCAGCAAGACACCGGUUGAAAAUCCUUUGAACAUUAUGUUGAACAUUGUUAAGAACGAGUUGCAGGAACCCUGUGAAAGUCCCAAAGUUAAGGAAGAACAAAUUGAUACCCCACCAGCUUGUACAGAGGAAAGCAUAACAUCGACUGAAAUUAAAACAGAAAAUGAUACAGUUGAGUCAGUUUAAAUAAAAUGAGAAAGGUUUUUUUUUAAACUAAGCUGCUGUUGGAUGUAGAGGGUGAAGCAUUUUUUAUGUAUAUAUAGACAUAUAUCUAUAAAUUGUCUAGCUGAGGCAGGGCCUUCAGCUAUAAUUUGGAUAAUAAAUACAUUUUAGUAUUUGCAUUUCCUACUGCCUGCACAGUUUCAGGUGCUUGUUGUGUGAAAGUUCUGUAGAUGUGUGCAAAUUUAAUGAAAUGAAAUUGUAUGUGUAAAAAUGUACGAUUUUCACUUGUCAUACUGUAAAUUAUAAAAUAAAAAUAUUUUUGCUAUACAUGGAGUGUAAUAUUUAUGCACACCAUCAAAUAAAGACAGUGUUUCUGUACUUUUUAUUGGGUGAAAAUGGAACUGAACAGCCUCAACAUAAAAUUUUUUUCUACUUAGUAGCUUUCCAUGAUUAAAGAAGCAAUGUACGAAGUUAGUUUUAUCCUUCAAGAAGUGAUGGUAGAGAACAAUGCAGGACUUUUCUAACAGAAAAGCCAAAUUUAAAAAAUUUAACAGGACAUUUUUGCAUACACAUAUAUAGAUAUGUAUCUUCAGCUAUAGAGAACCACCUAGAUGUCUGUUUUUGCAAAGUACCUAAUGAAGCAACUUUUAUUCUUGAACUUGGACACUGCUGCCAUCAAUUAACAAAUAUAUUUAAGUACUAAAGGUGAUUUUUUUUUAAAAGAUAUUUUUCAAGUUGUCGGGUGAUUUAAUGCAGAUGAGCAUUUUCUAUUUUAAGUUACAGGGAAUCUGUAAGAAUGUUCACUCGAAACAUGGUUAACCUCUUUUCCUUUGUUGGUUUUGAUUUGAUUAGAUGGAUACCAUGAGAUGUUAAUACUCAUACAUGUAAUAAAUAGAAUGAUGAAGAAA